This is a messenger RNA of Capsicum annuum, 936 nucleotides long. RefSeq lists its product as uncharacterized. The record is from RefSeq and is a predicted model, not a curated record. The coding region runs from base 1 to 936 and encodes 311 amino acids. Lineage: Eukaryota; Viridiplantae; Streptophyta; Magnoliopsida; Solanales; Solanaceae. The transcript has a single exon.
AUGCUAGGAUAUGCUAAAUAUAUUAAGGAUCUUGUGAUGAAGAAGAGAGUCGUUAGCUAUGAAUCGGUGGAUAAUCUCCACCAUUAUAGUGUUAUCUCUGCAAGAUCCUUAGUGCAGAAGAAGGCAGACCCAAGAGCAUUAACCAUCCCUUCUACUAUUGGGUCUCUUGAUUUUUCUAAGGCCUUACAUGAUCUGGGAGCGAGCACCAAUCUGAUGCCGCUAGUUAUUUAUAAAAAGUUGGGUUUGGGAGAUACCACACCUACAAACAUGAGACUAGUGAUGGCGAACAAGUCAGUAAAGCAACUAGUUAGUAUUUUAUAUGAUGUGCUAGUGAAGGUGGAUAGCUUCAUAUUUUCUGCGGCCUUCAUUAUUCUAGAUUUUGAGGUGGAUUUUGAGGUGCCCAUAAUCAUGGGUCAACCUUUUUUUGCAACCAAAAGUGUGCUUAUUGAUUUACAAGCUAAUGAGCUCUUAUUCAAGAUUAAUGAUGAAGUGGUUCAGUUUGAUGUGUUCCAAUCUAUGAAGCAGCAUAAGGAAAUAAGUGUGUUCUCUAUUAUUGAUGUCUACUAUAAGGACGGGCAGGAGGUUUUGAUAGAAGAGAAAUUUUCCAUUGAGCCCUUAGCUACAGUCUUGAUGAAUUUCAAAGGUGACGGCAUUGAAGAGUAUGAGGAGAUAAUUUAUACUUUGACAGGGAUGGGAUCAUACUCUUUUGCUCCCAAGAAGUUGGAUCUGGAUCUUAAAAAUCGCCUAACACAACUAGCUAAGUUAUUUAUUGAGGAGCCACCGAUGUUAGAGUUGAAGGAAUUGCAAGGACACCUUUGUUAUGUGUUUCUAGGAAGUAGAAACACUCCACUUGUGAUUAUUGCAGUAGAUUUAGGUGAGAAAAAAGUGGAGGCACUUAUUUUUGUGCUUCAGCGAUACAAAUGGGCGAUAGGAUAG